Molecule: messenger RNA, 2971 nt
Organism: Pocillopora damicornis (cauliflower coral)
Lineage: Eukaryota; Metazoa; Cnidaria; Anthozoa; Scleractinia; Pocilloporidae
Source: RefSeq, a predicted model, not a curated record
CAUGUCCAUGUUCAUUGAACAUUUGGCUUGUGUACAUAGAACUGAAUACUUAACAUACUCAACAAAAAUGUACCCUGCCAUAUCAACAAUGACCAGAUGUUUAUUAACCCUUUAUGGGCUUCAAUUCCAUUUUCAUUAAGUAAUGUAAUUGUGUUCAUGUCCAUUAUGAUUGAAGUCAUGGACAUGCCAAUCAGUGAUAUUAAAUCAUGUAUUUUCUGACACUGAAGUUUAUUAACUGGCAUUUUUAAUUAAAGUUUGAGUAUCAGCUGAGGGUAAAUUUGAGUCAAGAUUAAAGUAAAAUUAGUCUGAGUCAAUGAGGAGUUUAAGUAAACCAAGUUUGAGUGAGCUGAUAUUGAUGAAAUGACUGAAAAAAUGGGGUGAAACUCGAGGGAUAUCAGACUUUGUUCAAGUUAGCAGAGAGUUUGAGUUAACCAGAGUUAAAGUGGUUCUUUCUUCUUACAUCUUUCCUUGAGAUAUUUAGUCAUAUACAUCUCUUUCUUUUUCUUAUUAUCUUUAUCAUUUGAGCAUGUCAAUAUUGUUCUAUUCUGUACUGACAAAUUCUCAAAAAAUACCAUAUGAUAGCAACAACCAAAAGUUUUUCUUUUUGGUAGUGCUGGGUGAAAAUUGUAGGGUCAUGGAAAUCUCAGCAUGGAGAAGGAAUGGGGCAAAAAGUCUAUCAAUUUUUCUGUAAUAGGUAUAUUUGUAGUUUGUACUAUACUCAUACACAUGAUUUUCUCAAUGUUAUCAAUAGUUCCCAAAGAGACAGAACUGUCCAGAGUAAUGAUUAUUCAGCACCUAAACAACCCUCAUCCAGUUAUGAUGUGUCUGACACAUGGGAAUAUUCCCCUCAGCUGACGUUCUCACGACACUUCGAGAUGUUGUCACUGGUUUGUGACUUUUGUAAGAAAGAAGUGGUCAUCAUGAAAUCACAGUGCUGCAUUGGUAAAUACCAUAAAGAGUGCCUCAACAAGUAUGAUGACAAAAGAUGCCCUUACUGCCGGCGUCCCACACAAGAGGGUGGUGGAAGAAAUGGUGGUGGAGAAGAUGACAUUGGAAGCAAUGGUGGAGGAAGAGGGAGAGGAGGAGGAGGAGGAGGAGGAGGAGGAGGAAGAGGACAUGAUGGUGAAAGAGUGGAUGACAGAGGAGCUGACAGCCCAGGAGGAGGUGAUGGCAGAGUAAGUGAUGGCGAAGGAGGAAGUGAAAUCAUGGAAGGGGAUGAAAGUGACCGCAGUGGUGGAGGGGAUGAUGAUGAUGGUGGUGGUGGUGGUGGUAGUGGUGGUGGUGGUAGUGGAGGUUCACCAUCAACCUCUCAACCACCACAACAACUAUCUUAUCCUCAGGUGUUGUUGUUAGCACACUUUUUUCCGGAACUUUUCCUUCCUCACUCAGGAGGUGAUGGGGAAGGAGGUGAUGGAGAAGGAGGUGAUGGGGAAGGAGGUGAUGGGGGAAGACGUGACAGGGGAAGACGUGAUGGCGGAGAAGGUGAUGGCAGAGUAGGUGAUGGGGAAGAAGAUGAUGACGGAGGAGGUGAUGGCAGAGUAGGUGAUUGGGAAGGAGGUGAUGGUAGAGUAGGUGAUAGGGAAGGAGGUGAUGGCAGCGUAGGUGGUGGGGAAGGAGGUGAUGGGGGAGAAGGUGAUGGCAUAGGAGGUGAUGGCAGAGUAGGUGAUGGGGAAGGAGGUGAUGGUGGAGGAGGUGAUGGUGGAGGAGGUGAUGGUGGAGGAGGUGAUGGCAGAGGAGGUGAUGGCGGGGGAGGUGAUGGCAGAGGAGGGGAUGGUGGAGGAGGUGAUGGUAGGGGAGGUGAUGGCAGAGGAGGUGAUGGCAAAGGAGGUGAUGGCGGAGGAGGUGAUGGCAGAGGAGGUAAUGGUGAAGGAGGGAGUGAAAUCAUGGAAGGGGAUGAAGGUGACCAUGAAGAUGGGAGGGAUGAUGAUGGUGAUGGUGGUGGUAGUGGAGGAGGGUCACUAUUACCCGUUUACCAUGAUUUGCAAGAAAUGGAAGAUUCAAGAGAAAUUCUUACUAACAAUCAGGAUGACAAUGAGGUAGCAACUCAUGGUAGAAGGCAUACUCCAGUGGAAGGCAUACAUUGGGAUCCCACUGAGAGGCACACUUAUCAGCUGCCAAUUCAAGAAGAAUUGGAGCUCAGUAUUUAGAUGACCUCCCUGAUGGAGCUUUGUGCUAGUCUUUAGGGUUUCAAGACAAAAUCACUUUUGUUGUGAGUAAGCUUGUAGAAAUCUAGUGAGAUUGUGUCAGUGGUGAGCUGGGAUAUAGAAUGUGAUGGGUUUAAUUAAGUUUAUUAACGAUUAGUAUCGUACUGCUUCUGGGAGUUGCUCCUACUCGCUGUUUAAUAAAGUAGUUGAGUUUGUAAGAUUAUAGUGUUUUUCUGUCGGUUAGAUUAUACCGUAACACUUUGCAGUGAAACCAUUCAGUCGAACUCAGCUGCGCCUCAAUCAAUAAGGUUCUAGACGAUGUAAAAUUGUGGCCGAUUUGUCAGGCAAAAAUGCGUUAUGAAGUGUUACGUUCUCGAUUAUUUUAUUGCUUGGACCUUUAACUCAGUGUUUGAAGAAUUUUGAUCUAGUCACUCUAUGAAUUGAUUAGAUUGAUUAGAUUGCUUUGCUUGCUUUGUUGUAACAGAUCUCGAAACCUCCAGAAGCUCGUAAAUGCGUUAUUAAAUUAGUAAUUAAGUCUCGUGAUCAAUCAAUCAAUCAAUCAAUUAAUUAUAUUUAAAGAGAGGAACACUUGACAGUAGUGAAACUAAUGACCUCGUGGCCAUAAAGCUUAAAAUAUAAAAACAAAAUAAGCAAUGAUCUAUACUACAAAUGUUACGUACUGCAAAAAGCAAUAAAAAAAAUAAGUAUAGGUCAUAUAUCUCUAUAGAUAUAUUUAAAUGCAAUACUAUUUAGUGUUAUUCUAAAAAGUAAAUCAAUAAAUUGUUUUAUUUAAUAAAGAAUUGUUUUAAUUAAUAAAGAAACUAAGA